CUCGCCACACCAUGCCCACCCCCAGCGCUGCCCCGCCGCAGGCCAAGGGCUUCCGCAGGGCCGUCUCCGAGCUGGACGCCAAGCAGGCCGAGGCCAUCAUGUCCCCGCGCUUUGUCGGGAGGCGGCAGAGCCUCAUCCAAGACGCCCGCAAGGAACGGGAGAAGGCGGAGGCCGCGGCUGCAGCGUCCGAGCCCGGGGAGGCCCUGGAGGUGGGGGCCCUUGCCGAGCGGGACGGGAAGGCCCUGCUGAACCUGCUCUUCACCCUGAGGGCCACCAAGCCCCCCUCGCUGUCCCGGGCCCUGAAGGCAUUCGAGACAUUUGAGGCCCAAAUCCACCACCUGGAGACCCGGCCGGCCCAGAAGCCGCGGGCGGGGGGCCCGCACCUGGAGUACUUUGUGCGCUGCGAGGUGCCCAGCGCCGCCCUGCCCGGCCUGCUCAGCUCCGUGCGCCGGGUGGCCGAAGAUGUGCGUGGCGCCGGGGAGAACAAGGUCCUCUGGUUCCCAAGGAAAGUUUCUGAGCUGGACAAGUGCCACCACCUGGUCACCAAGUUCGAUCCUGAGCUGGACCUGGACCAUCCGGGCUUCUCGGACCAGGUGUACCGCCAGCGCAGGAAGCUGAUUGCCCAGAUCGCCUUCCAGUACAGGCAAGGUGACCCUAUUCCCCGCGUGGAGUACACAGCCGAGGAGAUUGCCACCUGGAAGGAGGUUUAUACCACCCUGAGAGGCCUCUACGCCACCCACGCCUGCCGGGAGCACCUGGAGGCUUUCGAGCUGCUGGAGCGAUUCUGCGGGUACCGGGAGGACAGCAUCCCCCAGCUGGAGGAUGUCUCCCGCUUCCUGAAGGAGCGGACUGGCUUCCAGCUGCGGCCCGUGGCCGGCCUGCUGUCCGCCCGGGACUUCCUGGCCAGCCUGGCCUUCCGCGUGUUCCAGUGCACCCAGUACAUCCGCCACGCCUCCUCGCCCAUGCACUCCCCCGAGCCGGACUGCUGUCAUGAGCUGCUGGGGCAUGUGCCCAUGCUGGCCGACCGGACCUUCGCCCAGUUCUCGCAGGACAUUGGCCUCGCAUCCCUGGGGGUCUCGGACGAGGAAAUUGAGAAGCUGUCCACGCUGUACUGGUUCACGGUGGAGUUUGGGCUCUGCAAACAGAACGGCGAGGUGAAGGCCUACGGGGCUGGGCUGCUGUCCUCCUAUGGGGAGCUCCUGCACUCCCUGUCCGAGGAGCCCGAGAUCCGGGCCUUCGACCCCGACGCGGCGGCCGUGCAGCCCUACCAGGACCAGACCUACCAGCCCGUCUACUUCGUGUCUGAGAGUUUCAGUGACGCCAAGAACAAGCUCAGGAGCUACGCCUCCCGCAUCCAGCGCCCCUUCUCGGUGAAGUUCGACCCGUACACGCUGGCCGUCGACGUGCUGGACAGCCCCCACGCCAUCCGGCGCUCCCUGGAGGGCGUCCAGGACGAGCUGCAUGCCCUCGCCCACGCGCUGAGCGCCAUCGGCUAGG
Molecule: messenger RNA, 1497 nt
Organism: Phacochoerus africanus (Common warthog)
Lineage: Eukaryota; Metazoa; Chordata; Mammalia; Artiodactyla; Suidae
Gene: TH
Product: tyrosine hydroxylase
Exons: 13
Coding region: 12-1496 (494 amino acids)
Biological process (GO): dopamine biosynthetic process from tyrosine; heart development; response to hypoxia
Cellular component (GO): axon; cytoplasm; perikaryon
Molecular function (GO): tyrosine 3-monooxygenase activity; iron ion binding
Source: RefSeq, a predicted model, not a curated record